Argiope bruennichi is the source of this 2295-nucleotide messenger RNA. Its product is annotated as gastrula zinc finger protein XlCGF7.1-like. Lineage: Eukaryota; Metazoa; Arthropoda; Arachnida; Araneae; Araneidae. The record is from RefSeq and is a predicted model, not a curated record. Gene Ontology annotation, biological process: regulation of transcription by RNA polymerase II. The transcript has 4 exons. The coding region runs from base 73 to 591 and encodes 172 amino acids. Gene Ontology annotation, cellular component: nucleus. Gene Ontology annotation, molecular function: DNA-binding transcription factor activity, RNA polymerase II-specific; RNA polymerase II cis-regulatory region sequence-specific DNA binding.
UCUGAUGAAAUAUUUUUAUAGCUUAAUUCAUUUUUUUUUAUUUAAUAUGAAUUUGCCUCUUAAUUUAUAUUUAUGAUUUGUUUAAUAACUUUUAAUUCAUUAUCAAUAUUUAGCAUUUAUUCUUCUAAUUCUUCGGAACAGGGAUUUGCGGUUAGAGACUAUUUCGUUUUGAAACAUCUUUUUGAAGACGGACUACAUUUCAUUCAUUCAACCACAGAUCGUAAUUUAGACCUGAACCAGAGAACAAUCACCUCUGAUCCAGUACCCCCAGUGGUAUUACUCUCGACAUGGAAGCCACCACCACACACAGAGUCUUUGGCUGGCUGGUUCGAACUCGCAACCCAAGAUAAUGACAAUAUUGGAGGGAUAUAUUCCAUUCCAACUGAAGAUGGUUUAAGAAGACAUUUUUGCAUAUCUUGUUCCUAUUCUACGUAUGUCAAAAGCAACAUCAAUAGACAUAUGCGAACUCAUACAGGAGAACGACCUUUUGUUUGCAAGAUAUGUGGAAAAAGAUUUGCUCAUAGUCAUCAUUUUAAGCGGCAUUGUUCUACACACUUGUUCCUGGAUUGUUCAUCAAAUAGCAGUACCUGAAUCUGGAAGCAUGUAUAAAAUGUUUUUUCAACAUUUCUUCAUAUUUGAAUAUUUUAAAAGCUUAGUUUGAAAAGCAUUUUCGAAUUCAGUCUGUUGAAUGUUCUUAUGCAUGUGUCUACCUGGAACACUUCAUCACUUGUGAAAAUAUUAAUGUAGUUUGUGGUAUCAAUUUUAUUAUGUUCCAAGACAUGCUUGUCCCUUUUGUCCAAAAUGAAUUAAUGUUAUUAUUUAACUGAAUACACAUUCUUCAUUUCUGAAGAACUUCUAAGCAGCAGAAAAUAUUAUACAUGGGAAUUCUUUGAUGGAGAAACUAAGUUUUACUUGCUGAAAUAAAGUGUUUAAACUUGUUCACAAAAUAACAACUUUAAUAAAUCCUUAAUGGAAAGUUAUAGCAUUAAUUUUUCGCAAUAUAAUAUAAAAAUUUGUAGUCCUUGUUUAUUUUAAAAUUUAAUUAUCUAUCAAAACAGAUAUAUUAUUUGUUUUUAAAAAACAUUGUAUGUAGUGGAAAAUUUUUUGAUGGGAAUUUAUUUUGGAAGUGAUAUCUGUAUUCAGUAUUUAGGCAUUAUGUAAGUGAGUUUUUAAAUAAAUUUUGUAAAGAAGUAAAUCACCACUUUUUGUUUGUGUAAGUCUUUUGAUUUAAAUUUGAAUGUGAUGGUAAAUUAAAUAAUCGAUCAAAAUGGGAAAAAAUUUUAAAAUAUCCUGCAGAAGAGGCAAAAUAUUACAUCAUUUCAUGAACUGUUAAAUAUUUAUGAUUUCUUAAAAAUCUAUAAUAUGAAUCUCAUUUACUUUUUAUAACAUCUAUAUAUUAUUCAUGCUUAAUUUGCAUCAUCAAAAAGAUUUGCAAGACACACACACACACAAAAAUCUUAUAUAUAUAUAUAUAUAUAUAUAUAUAUAUAUAUACUUAUAAUAAAGCUCAAUGUGUGUGUGUGUGUUGGCGCUCUACAGGCCAGGUCAUUUGACAUACAGCUAUCAAAAUUGGUACAUGUAUACCUUAGAGGUCGGGAAUGUGCACCUGGGGUCCCUUUUUUUGAAAUUUUAAUUAGAAUUUUAAUUAUUAAUUAAAAAUUAACUUUCCAGCCAAAAAAAUCUUCCAUUUUCCCCAUCGCCAAAUGAAUAAGGCUUCAGUUUCUUUUUUCUCCCAACAGUAAUGAGGCUAGGGUUAAUAUUUUUCGGCGCAUUAUUUCAAACGAUUCUGUUUAUUUUCUGAAUGUUUUAUGCAUUUAAAAUUAAACAUUGUUAAUUAAUCCAUGUUUCAGAUUCAUUCUGAAGUACUUUUGAAUUAAAAUAACACAGAAUAAAGGAAAUUAAAAAUGUAUAAUCUGCCUAGCGUUACCCCAACUGGCGUAGAAAAAUUCACGCAUUUGCGUUACCUAACUGGCGAAGAAAAUUCACGCAUGCGCAUUGUUUUGAUUGUUGUCAUGACAACCACUUUCAACGGAUGAUUUAAAUUAUUUUUAGGUUAGUUGCAUGCUUUUGUAAGUAAAUUGUAUUUAUGUUAGUUAUAUAUUUUUUGUAUAUGCUUAUAGUUUUAAGUACAUCGUUUUUUAAGUAGUUUUUUUAACCUGUUUUCAAUGAUUUAAAUUAUUUUUAGGUUAGUUGUGUACUUUAGUAAUUAAAUUGUAUUUAUGUUAUAUAUUUUUUUGUAUAUGCUUAUAGUUUUAAGUACAUCGUUUUUUAAGUAGUUUUUUUAAACCUGUUUUA